AGACUCGAGGGUUGAUUUGGCUUAUGAUUCGAAGAAAUGGGGAGAAGAAUCCGGAGAAUACGCAGAAGCUGGCAAAGAGAAAGCAAAGAGAAUACGCAGAAGCUGCCAAAGACAAAGCCAAGGACAAAGCUUAUGAUAUGAGAAGACGAGAGAUUAUGCAGAAGAAACUAAGGACAAAAGAAGAUACAAAAGAUUAUGCAGAAGAAACACAGGGUGAAGUAGAUGAGCAAGCCAGCAGGGCAGCUGACAACGCCUACGAGAAAGAGAGAGCCAAGGAUUAUGCAGAGUACUCAAAGGAGAGAGCAGAGGAUAUGGCUUAUGGGUUUAAGGAACUAUUUUCCCGUGGUCGAAAGCUAAAUAUCUUCAGGAUGUUGGGGAGAAGACUAUGGAGACUGUUAAAGAUGCGUGGGAGACGGGAUAGAAAGUAUAACCCGGGUCCAAAAUCUAGAACGAUUUUAUUUCAUUGUUAUCGACGCCGAAUUCUUCUUUCAAGGUUUUGCGGCGAGAAGAUGGAAGAAGCGAAAAUUGAAGAGCCAGUUUGCGAAGAUAGGAUUAGCAAGUUGCCCGAAGAUUUGCUCGUAUCGAUAUUGAGUCAUGUCCCGACAAAAACAGCAGUUGACACCAUGUUUCUGUCGAAACGGUGGCUCUCUAUUUGGUCAAUGGUACCUACACUUGAGUACAAAGACAAGGAAGAUGAGGGAGAAAGCAAAAAGAGCGUUUGGUGGUUUCUUGACAAGUCAUUGCAACACCACAAGGCUCCUGUAAUAGACAGCCUAUGCGUGGAACUCGGUUCACGAUGUCCUACUGAUGCUGAUGUCGGAAAGUGUGUAGCAAACGCUGUUGAUCGCCUCGUGCUUGAGUUAGAACUCAAGCUCGAGUGGUCCGCAGAUCCAACGAGAUUGCCCAACAGCCUUUACUCAAGCAAGUCUCUCGUGACACUGACUCUCUCCCACAAGAUUCUCGUGGAUUUCCCUAAUUCUUCUUCUUGUCUCACAUCCCUCACAACUCUCAGGCUUUACUUUGUGGUGUACAAAGACGAUGAUUCUCUCCCUAGGUUUUUAUCGAGCUGCCCUGUUCUCAAGGUUCUGUUUGUGGAACGACGGAAGGGUGACAAUGUGAAAAAGUUCAUUGUGAAAGUUCCUUCUUUAUGCUUCUUUGUUUAUGGUAAUGUUGAAGGAGUAGUCGACAUUCAUAGCUCAUUGGUUAUUGAGACUCCGGCAUUAAUGUACUUGACCGUCAUGGAUAUAUCGGGAGCCUCUUACUCGAUCGAGAAUAUGCCUCGUCUUGAGUUUGCAGAUAUCGGUUAUGUGGCUUUCCAAGAUGAUGGAGUUAUUUUAACAUCUCUUUCUUCUGUCUUUUAUCUUGAGUUGUAUUUGAAUGCUGAAAUGCUUGUGAGUUGUAGCGCCGUCAACUUCUCUCGACUUAUACAGUUAAAAAUACAUGCAGAAUCCGAUUGGUUGGAAUCACUUAUGCUUUUACUUGGAAAUGCUCCAAAACUAAGAAAGCUUAUGGUUGAUUAUGAAUAUAGUGAUCAAUCCAAGGAUCUCCCACUUUCAUGGAACAAACCGAAGUCUGUUCCAGGAUGUUUGUCGUCACAGUUGGAAAUAUUUGAGUGGGAAAGCUAUGAAGACAGUGAAGAAGAGGAAGAGUUGUUGACCUAUAUCCUCGCUAACUCCAAGUCUUUAAAGACGGCGACAAUCUCUAUGAGAUUCGGUCUUGAAGAUUUGAUCAUGGACAAGUUGAAAGAUAUUCCUAGGGCUUCAACAGCAUCUCAGCUAUUGUUCAAAUAUGCAACUGUAUCAUAUAUGGGACAAGCU
Molecule: messenger RNA, 1817 nt
Organism: Thlaspi arvense
Lineage: Eukaryota; Viridiplantae; Streptophyta; Magnoliopsida; Brassicales; Brassicaceae
Source: the annotation of a GenBank genome assembly